AUGGCUAUGGAAUAUUUCCAGCCCCUAGCAUUCUUUGAGACUCGCAUCAGCGUGCUUUGGCUUGCUUUGUUGUGGUGUUACUCUACUGUACUGCAGCACAGCACAGCCAAUAAUAAACCCACGAUUUACACAAACUAAUGAGCCUGUAUUACAGAGAGCCUGCCAGCAACAUCCAUCCCCAUUGCCACAAAUCAGAUCUCUCAGGGGGAGGAACAAGUCGACGACCCGGACUCAAAGCGAGAGCAUGCACAGGAGAGUCUAGAACCAGAAAUAGCAGGUUUCACAUCGCGAGAGCAUGCACAGGAGAAUCUAGAACCAGAAAUAGGACUGGAGUUUAACUGAGAAAUAAAACGGCUGCUCUGAUCUUCAACAAGAAAAAUGAAACUUCCUCAAACCGGAAUGCAGAGUCUCAUUGUAUCUCUGUUGCUAGUUGCCGGAGCGCUGGGCUCCCUGCUCCCGGAGAUGGACUCUGAUUUCGGGAUGCGAGUUUUCCGAGAGGUGCUCCGCUCUCCGGCCGGCGAGAGGAACCUGGUCUUCUCCCCGUACGGACUGUCCACCGUGAUGGGCAUGGUGCAGCUGGGAGCCGCGGGGCAGACAUACGCGCAGGUGCGCGGUGCUAUGGGUUACGCCGUCGAGGAUCGCGAGGCACCGCAGAUUCUGCGGAAGAUCCACGCGUCGCUGUCCAGCGAGGGCGCCCUGCAGAUGGCGAGCGCCGCCUUCGUGCACCACAAGCUGAGUCUGGAGAAGCCGUUCCGCCACGGACUUAACAAGGUCUUCCAGCAGAGCCCCCAACAGGUCGAUUUCACCGACACGCAGGCUGCCACGGCCGUGGUGAACCGCUGGGUCUCGGACAACACCAUGGGUAUGGUACCUCACUUCCUGGCCUCACACGCCCUGUCCUCUGAGACCCGCCUCCUUCUGCUCAACGCGAUUCACUUCCAGGGCAGGUGGAAGGUGCCCUUUAACCCUCAGGAGACACGCGAGCGGCUAUUCCGCUGCGCCAACGGCAGCUCUGUGCUCGUACCCAUGAUGCAACAGACGGCGCACUUCCAGUACGGCGAGUUCAUGACCCCGGACGGCGUGGACUAUGAAGUUAUCGAGCUGCCAUACCAGGGGGACACGCUAAGCAUGCUCCUGGUGUCCCCCUUCGAGAAGGACGUCCCCCUGUCCGCCCUCACCGCGGGGGUGAGCGGUGCACUGCUGAGGGAGUGGAGGAGGGGCCUGAGGAAAGUUACCCGGCAACUAGCACUGCCCAGGUUCUCCAUCGAGACGGAGAGUGAGCUCAACAGGGCGCUGGCAGGACUGGGCAUGAGGGACAUGUUCAACCAGCAGAGAGCUGACUUCACCAGAGUCACCAUGGAGGAGCCCUUGUUUGUGUCGAAGGUUCUUCAGAAGGUGAAGAUUGAGGUGGAUGAGAAAGGAACAAAGGGAGCUUCUGCGACUGCUGCGAUCCUGUUCUCUCGCAUGGCGGUUGAAGAGAUCACUCUCGACAGACCCUUCCUGUUCCUGGUUCAGCACAAACCUACAGGUGCUGUUUUGUUUCUGGGUCAAGUCAUGGAGCCUGCUGGGAAGUGACCCUGCAGAACAGUGAACACAGACCAGCAACACCUUUCAAAUAAUAAGAAUAAUAAUAAUAAUAAUAAAUAAUAAUAAUAAUAAUA
Polyodon spathula (Mississippi paddlefish) is the source of this 1661-nucleotide messenger RNA. RefSeq names its product serpin peptidase inhibitor, clade E (nexin, plasminogen activator inhibitor type 1), member 1 (gene serpine1). Gene Ontology annotation, molecular function: serine-type endopeptidase inhibitor activity. The transcript is spliced from 10 exons. The record is from RefSeq and is a predicted model, not a curated record. Gene Ontology annotation, biological process: negative regulation of vascular wound healing; negative regulation of endopeptidase activity; negative regulation of plasminogen activation. NCBI's taxonomy places the organism in Eukaryota, Metazoa, Chordata, Actinopteri, Acipenseriformes, Polyodontidae. The coding region runs from base 379 to 1575 and encodes 398 amino acids.